AACUUUGUGUACCCGUUAAGCUCUGAACAUUUUGGGAGUUCUCAUCCCCGGUGGCGGAGUGGUUGUUACGUAUAACAGGAGAGAGAUUCGCAGCGGAGCGUGAACUGAACGCGUGAUUUGAUGGGAGAAAAUAGCUCUGUCACCGCCGCACCACCUCCGUCGUUGGAAAAAACCUCCGCCAUCGAGGACGCGCUUCUCAAGCAAUUCUUCGCUGAGGUCAGCGAGGUUGAGCGCGACAACGAAGUUAUAAGGAUACUUUCAUGCUUCAAGUUGAAUCCAUUUGAAUACCUUAACCUGUCAUUUGAUUCAUCCAUUGACGAAGUUAAAAAGCAGUAUCGUAAGUUGUCUUUACUUGUUCACCCUGAUAAAUGCAAGCAUCCACAAGCAAAGGAGGCAUUUGGUGCCUUAGCUAAAGCGCAACAGUUAUUACUUGAUCAACAGGAGAGGGAUUACAUUCUGAGCCAAGUUGUUGCAGCAAAAGAGGAAUUAAGAUCAAAGUGGAAGAAGCAGCUUAAAAAAGAUACUGCUAGCAAAUUGAAGUCAUUAGUUACUGAGGGUAAAUAUGACCAAGAACAUGAGCAGUCAGAGGAAUUCCAGCAGCAGCUGAAGUUAAAGGUUAGAGAAAUAUUGACGGAUCAAGAAUGGCGGAGGAGAAAAAUGGCAAUGAGAAUAUCUGAAGAGGAAGGUCGCUUGAAGAAAGAUGAGGAAGAAACAAAAGAGAUGUGGAAAAGAAAACGUGAGCAUGAGGAGCAGUGGGAAGGAACUAGAGAAAAUAGGGUGUCCAGUUGGAGGGAUUUCAUGAAGGGCGGGAAAAAGGCUAAGAAAGGAGAGAUUCGGCCUCCAAAGCUUAAGACAGAAGAUCCAAACAAAUCUUAUGUUCAAAGACCUGUUAAAAGAGGUUAACACAUGUACUCUGAUGGGUUUUUACUGCUUCCAUAGUGCCGUGAAUCUCAUUGAAAGCAUGAUUGAACUGGCUUCUUGAGUGUAAGCUUCAACCUUUGUAUAAAGUUGUAUUUGUUGAAAAGCCAAUUAUUGAGCAGCAAAUUACAUUUUGCUCUCCAGUGUAGACCAGGUAGGGGAGAGCUUUUGGUAUUAUGUUCUAUGUGCCUUGUUAAUUCAUCAGACUUCAUUGUAUGAAAUCUCGAGAGGAAAAAGUGGAAUAGAAGAGAGAAAGAGCAGGGCGAGAAUGAUUGGAUCUGGGGUACUGCACCAUAGCUUUCUUCAAAUAACUCAUCACACAUUCUAAGCAAAAAUAUUUACGAAGAUUGUUUAUAAAAGGAGCUUCACGUAAUCAACAAGAACCGUUAACUGAUCUUAAAAAUAGCUUAUCUGCAACUUACAUAGUAAACAACACGCUCCAAUUUUUGUAUGUCAUUUUCUUGUUCACAAGGCAGCAACACAAUUACACAAAGCAACGGCAUCUAUGAUACAUGAAAUACAACAGCUCAGGAUUAUCUAUCUCACCAAUCCGCAGACAAAAAUGAUGAUACACCUAAACGAGGAAAAGAAUAUGUAGGGACUAA
Molecule: messenger RNA, 1523 nt
Organism: Solanum stenotomum
Lineage: Eukaryota; Viridiplantae; Streptophyta; Magnoliopsida; Solanales; Solanaceae
Product: J domain-containing protein spf31-like
Exons: 9
Coding region: 121-903 (260 amino acids)
Source: RefSeq, a predicted model, not a curated record